This is a messenger RNA of Trypanosoma grayi, 1494 nucleotides long. RefSeq names its product RNA editing complex protein. Gene Ontology annotation, biological process: RNA processing. The coding region runs from base 1 to 1494 and encodes 497 amino acids. NCBI's taxonomy places the organism in Eukaryota, Euglenozoa, Kinetoplastea, Trypanosomatida, Trypanosomatidae. The transcript has a single exon. The record is from RefSeq and is a predicted model, not a curated record. Gene Ontology annotation, molecular function: ribonuclease III activity.
AUGCUGUGGCUCACACGUGUGGUGCGGCAGAGAGUCGCUCAAGUGGCCGAAGCACAGUUGAAGAAGACAUGCAGCAACAGCAGUGGCGGCUGGGCCACACACGGAGACAUGGACCGCAAUGGAAUUCCCGUCCCGCAAUUCGCCGCACGCGACUUUGAUGAGUUCUUUUUUUCCUCGUCCGACGCCAAAGAGUGUCGGCUGUGCGGUGGUGUGACGAUGCGCGGGUCGGCACAUGCCGGGUUGCCGCUGCAUCAGACAUUGGAGACAAUCAUGUGGCUGCUUUUGCAGAGAGCGAAGAAACAUGCCAGCGGCGCAGUGGGCGUCUCACCGGAGGCAGCGCGCAGUUUCUUUCUUGACGAACUCCGGCGAUCUGAGCAAGCGCUGCGUGGUGGGGGCUGUUCUUGCAGUGAAGACAGUAGCAGGAGGCGUAGCUUUACCUCCCAUCCUGAAGUCUCGGAUGAAUGUGAUAAAGUUCUGUCGGAUCAGCAUGGCGUCAGUACGAAGAUUCCCUGCAGUGUGGCGACAGAGUCAUUCUGGGGCCAUGUUGUUGGCCUCCGGGCAUCGCGGCUGCGCGACAAGCUGCACGUAUUAACGCAGCUCGGGGUCUUGGGCCUGGCAGCGCCGCGUGGGGGUGGGGCAGAUUCCCACGGCUUCCAGCGUGACGCCGGCUUCCAGCGGUUGGAGUGCAUUGGCGACCACAACUGGGGCCACACCAUCUGCCACCGGCUGCUGCUGCUCUUCCCAGAGGUUGACUGGCGCACGCCGCCGAACAUCUCAGCCAUCGACGCCUUCCGCACAGUGCUGGAGAGCAACCAGCACCUGGAUGCCGUCUACACCGCGCUCCGCCUCGAUGACAUUGUGAGGAGCACAGAGGCGAAGGCGGCGAGGUCCACAAAGUUCAAGGCGGACGUGGUCGAGGCGAUUGCGGGGGAGCUUCACGUCGCGCUGUGGUCGCUGCAGCCGUAUGACACGGACGGCAUCACCGCACGCCCAUCCAUCCACGGUAUCCCAUUCACACCACCGCUGGCAUCCAUUGUGCAAAAUUGCCUGCAUGAGCUGUACGAUCUAGUUGUUCUUUGUUUCAUCGCAAAGUACAAUGCGCCGCUAGUUCGGGCUGUUGUUGAACUGUCUCGUCGCGAUCAAUACAUGAUGGAUUCAUCAUCAUCGUUUUACGCAUUGCGACGGACGCGACGACGGCGGUUCAGCAACGGCAGCACGCGAUGGACGCUCCCAUCUUCUCCUCCGCUUGACGGUGGGCCACAGCAGCGGCAAUACAGGCCCGUUGACGCAGGUAUGCAUACGUCACCGCCGUGGACUGCAGUCUCCUAUGCGGCACUCCUCGAUUCUGAGGAAGGCAGUUCGACGGCAGUGGAUUCGAAGCUGCAUGAGGCGAAGAUGCGAGCAGUGGGUGCUGCUGCUUGCCAGACUACGCGAGUGGCCGUGUGGGAGUUGACGGAGCGGUGUGGUUUUUUAAGACAGUCCUCCCGUCUGUGA